UCCCGGUUCCCGGUGUCGGAUCCCGAUGUCGGUGCCCGGUUCCCGGUAUCCGGUCCCUGGUGUCAGUUCCUGGUUCCCGGUGUCGGAUCCCGAUGUCGGUUCCCAGCAUCCGGUUCCCGGUCUCUGCUCCCCGGUGGCGGUUCCCGGUGCCCGGUUCCCGUCUCUCCGGUGCGGCCCCGCCCCGGGCCCCGCCCGUCGCCGCCCCUCCCCGCCGCCGCCGCCGCCGCCGCCGCCCUUUGUCCGCCGCCGCGGGCCCCGCCAUGUCGCCGCGGUGAUGCGCGGCGGGGCCGGCCCGGGGGCGACGGGGCCGGGGGCAACCGGGAGCCCCAUGCGGGGGCCGCCGCCAUGGGGCAGGUCCUGGGCUUCGCCCACUGCAAAGAGGCUCCAUCCACGGCCUCCACCACGCCGGACUCCACGGAGGGUGGCAACGAGGAGUCGGACUUCCCCGAGCUGCAGGCGGCCGGAGCCCCCCGAGGAGGAAGAGGAGGAUGAAGACGGGGCGACGGCGGCGGCGGGGGGGGGACGGACACCCCGGGGACCCCCCCGGGAACUCACUUUCUCCUACAUCGCCUUCGCGGGGGGAGGGGGCCCCAACGAGCCGCCGGGUCCCCGCUGUCGCCGGGACUCCCGUAGGGGACGAACCCCCCCCCACCACCGCUUGAGCUCGGGGCCCCCCCGGGGGCCGGACCCCCGUUUGGCUGCCAGGGGCCCCCCCCGGCGCCCCGAGGAGCCCCCGGCCCCCCCCGAGGGGCGGCUGGAACCGGGGGGGGCCCUGCCAGAGCUGGGGGGGUCGGAGACUGAGGAGACCCCCGUGAGCCUGGCACCCACCGCCCCCCCUCCGGCCGCUCUCCCCCCCCCGCCUGUAGGGGGCGCCCCCCCGGGCCCCCCCUUCAUUUCGGACCCGCCCCCGGCCCCCCCCGACCAAUCACCGAGCCCGCCGGCAGCUGAUGGACUGGUGCGGGAGCUGCUGUACUGGCGGGCGCCGGGGCGCUCGGCGCUGGCGCUGGGGGUGGCACUGGCCACCCUGGGCUGCCUGGGCCGCUUCAGCGCCGUCAGCGUGGCCGCCUACGGGGCGCUGGCCGUGCUGGCCGUCACCCUGCCCCUGCGCCUGCACCGCGCCGCCCUGCGCGCCCUGCGCCCCCCGGGCCCCCCCGCCCGGGCGCCGCCGGAGGGGCCCGUGGGGCUGAGCCCCGAGGAGCAGCAGCGCUGGGCCCGGCGCCUGGCUCGUCACCUGGCCGCCGCCACCCGCACCCUCGCCCGCCUCUUCCUCGUCCACAGCCUCCCCGAGUCCCUCAAGUUCGCCUUUUUCUUCUACCUGCUGACCUACGUGGGGGCCGUCUGCAACGGGCUGACGCUGCUGGGAGCGGGCGUCAUCUGUGCGUUCACCUUCCCCGUGCUCUACCGGCACCACCAGGCCCAGAUCGACCAGUACGUGAGUCUGGUGAGGAACCACCUGAGCCACCUCCGAGCCAGGAUCCGGGCCAAGCUCCCAAGUGCCAAAGCCAAGCCGCAGUGACCCCCCCCCGCCCCGCCCCCCCCGCGUGUCCCCCCCACGAGGUGACAAUUUUUUUUUGGGGGGGGGGGGGUGGGGGGUGAC
This is a messenger RNA of Chroicocephalus ridibundus (black-headed gull), 1597 nucleotides long. Its product is annotated as basic proline-rich protein-like. Gene Ontology annotation, cellular component: endoplasmic reticulum membrane. NCBI's taxonomy places the organism in Eukaryota, Metazoa, Chordata, Aves, Charadriiformes, Laridae. The record is from RefSeq and is a predicted model, not a curated record.